Molecule: messenger RNA, 3345 nt
Organism: Phasianus colchicus (ring-necked pheasant)
Lineage: Eukaryota; Metazoa; Chordata; Aves; Galliformes; Phasianidae
Product: putative short-chain dehydrogenase/reductase family 42E member 2
Biological process (GO): steroid biosynthetic process
Molecular function (GO): oxidoreductase activity, acting on the CH-OH group of donors, NAD or NADP as acceptor
Source: RefSeq, a predicted model, not a curated record
GAUACAAGCCAGGAUGCCACUGGCUUUCUUGGCCACCUGGGCACACUGCUAGCUCAUGUUCAGCCAUCUGUUCACUAAUAGCCUCAGAUCCCUUUUCUCCCUGCAGCUUUGCACUCUGCCCCAAGCCUGUAGCGUUGCCUGGGGUUAUUGUGACCCAAGUGAGGACCCAGGACUUGAUCUUGUUAAAGCUCGUACAGUUGGCCUCAGAUGAACUCUUCCUGCCAGCUUGGUGUCAUUUGUGAACAUACCGAAGGUGCACUCAGUCCCCUCAUCCAGAUCAUCAAUAAAGAAGUUAUACAGGACCACCCCAAUACUGACCCCUGGGGAAUACCACUAGUGACUGGCUGCCACACAACUGUGAGAGAUAAAUUUGUUUUCAAGCAUUAGUGUUAAGAUUUUCUUUCCAGUUUUUCAUAAGAACCUUUUUCUCUGUACUUUUUGUAAACCCCAGGUGAGAUGUUUUAGUAAUCUAGCGCCAUUUAUCUACAGAAUGAUGUAACAAUAAUAUAUUUGUGUUAUCUAGUGUCUUAGCAAUCCUUUUACAAGGUAACAUUAAGAUAUUUAGAAGGAUCUGAUGUGGAGAUUUUUUUUUUUUUUCCUGAAAAGGAAUGUAAAUUAUGUACAAAUUAAGCCCUGCCCAUUUUUGGCUCCCAGCCCAGCCACCAACUACAAAGAAACAGGAACAACAAAAGGACCUGAGCACACCUGAACAUCUCUGUUUGCCUGAGCACCUUGUGUUACUAAUUGUUCAGCAAGACAAGUCUCAUCGUCUUACUUGGACAGGAAGCACAGGGAGAACGCUGACAUCCAGGAUUCUACCAAGGCCGUGAUGCAAGAAGGGUCUACAGAGGAGCUUCACAGGGACCUCCUAUGUGAGAGCAAACUAACUGAGGACACCGGACCACUGGUUAGAAGCAGAAGGACAGUGGUGACAGGAGGUGGAGGCUACCUGGGAUACAAUCUGGGAUGUGCUCUUGUCAAGGCAGGAGUUGCUGUUGUUCUGUUUGACGUACAAAAACCUAAAUGGGAAAUUCCAAAUGGUGCAGAUUUUUUCAAGGGUGAUGUGAGGGAUUAUGAAGCAGUGCUCAAAGCAUGUGAAGGGGCUGACUGUGUUUUUCAUGUGGCUGCUUGUGGAAUGUCAGGAUUAGAACAACUUCAAAAGAAAGAGCAGAUUGAAUCCAUAAAUGUUGGUGGCACUGAAGUCAUAAUUGAUGUCUGCAAACAAAGAAAUAUCCCCAGACUGAUCUAUACCAGUACAGUGAACGUGGUAUUUGGAGGGAACCCUAUUGAAGAAGGAGAUGAAGAAACUGUGCCGUAUUUUCCGCUGGAAAAGCAUUUUAAUCAUUACUCUAGAACGAAGGCAAUUGCAGACCAAAUGGUUCUUGCUGCUAAUGGGACUUUGCUAAAAGGAGGCGCCAAGCUCCGCACCUGCGUGCUCCGUCCGCCAGGCAUUUAUGGGCCCGGGGAGCAGCGCCACCUGCCGCGGGUAGCGGUAAAUAUCCAACGGAGACUGUUUAACUUCAAGUUUGGGAAUCACAAAGUUCUGAUGAACUGGGUUCACGUAGGAAACCUGGUACAAGCUCACUUACUAGCUGCUGAGGCUCUCACCUCUGAGAAGGAUUAUGUAGCUAGUGGACAGGCAUAUUACAUACAUGAUGGUGAAAACGUCGUAUUUUCUGAAUGGAUAGUUCCAUUAUUUGAAAAAUUAGGAUACAGUAAACCCUGGAUACAUAUUCCUGUUCUCCUGGUUCAUAUAUCAGCCGCUGUGAUGGAAUAUCUGCAUCUGGCAUUAAAGCCAUUUUUCAGCUUCACACCUUUCUUGACAAGGAAUGAGGUCUGGAACGUUACUGUAACUCACACUUUCCGAAUAGACAAGGCACGAAAUCAGCUUGGUUACAAACCAAAGAAAUUCUCAUUUGCAGAUUCGGUGGAUCAUUAUCUUAAAACAAGACCUGUUUGCCAGGAAGGUCACACGUUCCUUAAAAAGCUCUUUGUGUUUGGUCUUUUGUUAAGUUUGAUCAUUCUUUCCUUCUUCUAACAUCAAACAGCUAUUCACCUGUUCCUGAAAAACUAGUUUUGUUUCUGGGGAUGAAUGACCUGGUCGUUCUGUAUUCCUCAGUCAGUACGAAAUUUAUUGUUCUUAUUCAUUAUUCUUAUCAUGAUGACUUCUCCCUGAUCUUACCAAAAAUAAAAAAGUGAAAACACAAAGCACACCAGGAAAUGUUCCCAAAGGACAAUGCAGUGACACAGAACCAAAGGAACUCACCACUGAUGGGUGAAGGAGGAGUUUGAAUGCAUCUUCACUACUGGAUUACUUCAUACUGAGAAUGAUUUUCUAAAAACAAUCAUCCAGAAGGGCGAGGAUUUGGAAGAGGAGGAGCCGCCAUAGAAGUGCAGUGCUGUAACAAGACCUGUGGCUCCAAUGAAGAGAAGACUGUCUCAACAAUUCCUCUGAUGAAGCUGCUGCUACAGCUACAGCAUGUUAGUGCCAGGAAUUACGAAGACCUGGGAAAUAUUACAGAAAUAAGUGAAAAUUUAUAAAUGACAGGUGCUGAGAGGACAAAAGUCGUAUUUAUGUGAAACAGUCCUGUUGUUCAAAAGCAGUGUAAAAGCUGUAAUAAAAUGUAUAUAUAAAAUAAUUUUUAGAUGCAAUAAUAAAUCUCAACUGAACCAAAUAUUGGUUUUAAGGAGUCUGUAGAAAGGGAGGGGAAUGGCACGUAACUGGAAUAUAGCAAGGAGCUACUGUUGUCUCUCUGCUUAAAGUGCAGCCAGGUCACGCUGUCUUACUGCUGUCCCUGUGCUGGGAUGCUGCUCAUUCAGUGAACUGCCAUUGUGGUGUCAGCAGGCAGACCAAGAACUCAGCCCUGAGUUUGGGUCCAACCUCUGCCUUUCUCCUUAAGAUUUCCUUAAGAUCCUUAAGAUCUCCUUAAGAUUAAGAGUCGCUUCCAGGCUGGACUGUGCUACAUAAGGUCCAUGUGUUCUACAUGUAUACAUAUAAUGUGUUUCCCAGAUGAAUUUUCAUGAGGUUACUCUGGAUCAGGAGAGGUGCCCUUGCCAGGGUGAGUCACAGAGGGGAGUGAUGGAAAAGCUCUGCCGCCUGAUUAUCUGCACUCUGUAUUUAUCUUGCCUUUGCAUUAGCAUUCUGUAGGAGUUUUAAGACUGAUAAGUUCAUGGAAACUCUCUCAUUGUAUCUUUAAAUCUGCAGGGUACGCAGGAGUGCUAACAGCAUCCCUACCAUAAACUGUUCCUAUCUUGAAUAAUACCCAGUGACAGGAAAACAUGAGCAACUACAAGUUAACUCUGCAAUGCAUGUAAGCAAAGAUGUGUUUUACCUUAUUUGUUUGU